Molecule: messenger RNA, 927 nt
Organism: Microsporum canis CBS 113480
Lineage: Eukaryota; Fungi; Ascomycota; Eurotiomycetes; Onygenales; Arthrodermataceae
Exons: 3
Coding region: 1-927 (308 amino acids)
Cellular component (GO): fungal-type vacuole; plasma membrane
Source: RefSeq, a predicted model, not a curated record
AUGGCACCUAGUUUUGCAACCUGCACAGAAGUUGGGCCGGCGUGCCCUGUUGAGGCCACGACCUACGGAUACUAUCCUCAGCUCGGGCCAAAUGCCUUCCUGACUGCCUUCUUCGCACUUCUCGCUCUCAUUCAGCUUGGCCUUGGAGUCUUCACACGCACCUGGUCAUUCCUAAUUGCUGUCUUCAUGGCCUGCGCUCUUGAAUCGGUCGGUUAUGGUGGCCGUUUGCUCAUGAACAAGAACCCUUGGUCAAAAGAUGCAUUCCAGAUUCAGAUUGUAUGCCUCAUCCUAGCUCCAACUUUCCUGGCUGCUGGCGUCUACCUGACGAUUAAGCAUAUCAUCCUCUUCGUUGGACCGGAGCACUCACGUAUCAAGCCAAAGCUGUAUACCUGGGUCUUCAUAUUGUGUGACAUAGGCUCUCUUAUCUUGCAGUCAGCCGGCGGUGGUGUUGCUGCUGCUGCCACGAAGAGCAACUUCAAACUAUUGAAUGUUGGCAAUGGCAUUAUCAUCGCUGGUAUUGCCUUUCAAGUGGCUACUAUGUCAGUUUGCGGGCUGCUUGCCCUAGAAUUCUUUAUCCGGGCUUACCGGAGCGGACAAGGCUUUUCCAAGAGCUCAUCUCAUGGAGCUGCAGCGCAUCGAUCUUUCUGGAUCUUCUGUGCUGCCGACGCCUUUGCCUAUGUUGCCAUUUUAAUCCGAUGCAUAUACCGAUUGCCUGAGAUGGCUGGUGGUUGGGGAAAUCCCCUUAUGCGAAAUGAGAAGGACUUUUUGCUCCUCGAUGGAAUGAUGAUUGCUUUAGCAUCCGCUACCUUUACUGUCUUUCAUCCUGGAUUCUGGUUCCCUCCCAUGCGGAAAGGUGGGUUGUCAAAAGACGCCCAAUUCGUACCUCCAAGCGAGGGAACCAGUGUAAAUGAUUCCACGGAGAAGUGA